CACAUCAAACUGUAAAUCUUUCCUAAUCUAUCAGUUGACAGAUCAUAUGAGAGAUGACAUAGAACAUAUCGGCUGAUUUUAGCAAAAAUCCGAUACUCGUUAAUAUGGCUCUGCUUAAUCGUUUAAUAUUGAGAAGCAACAUUAAGCGCAUCUUAUGGACAACUUCAAACAUGAAUUUUUAUAUAAACAAUGUGAAACUAACUUCACAAAUGGAUGAAGAUCAAUGGUUAUUUUAUAAAAAGAAUUGGGAUAAAAAUAGACCCACAUCACCCUGGACUGUUUAUAAACCUCAAUUAACAACUACUUUAUCACUAUUACAUAGAAUAACUGGUGUUGCAAUAUAUAGCUCAUUAUAUUUUGCUGCCUUGGGAUUAUUUGUAUUACCACAUAAUUUUCCUUAUUACAUAGAUCAAAUACAUACUUUGAGCAUACAUCCACAUGUUUUUACAACAGCCAAAUUUAUAUUAGCUCUUCCCAUUAUGUAUCAUAUUUUAAAUGGAACAAGACAUUUAAUUUGGGACUUUGGCAAAGGAUUUGAACUCCCAAAUGUAUACAGAAGUGGAUAUGCUGUAAUAUUGUUGACAGCAAUCACUUCGGCUUUGGUUGCAUUAAAACUUUAAAUAUUUUAAUUUAUCACAAUAAUCUUAAAAUUUAAUAUAUAUAUAUGCUAAAUUAUUAUACUAAAAAUAAUAAAUUUUAAAGUAUCAAAUAUUUUGUUAUCAUUUGUGCAAUUUUACAUUUAUUAUAUUCUAGUGCUUUAUUUUAAGUUAUGGAGAUCAAAUAAAUUGAAAG
Gordionus sp. m RMFG-2023 is the source of this 792-nucleotide messenger RNA. RefSeq names its product succinate dehydrogenase cytochrome b560 subunit, mitochondrial-like. Lineage: Eukaryota; Metazoa; Nematomorpha; Gordioida; Chordodea; Parachordodidae. Gene Ontology annotation, biological process: tricarboxylic acid cycle; mitochondrial electron transport, succinate to ubiquinone. Gene Ontology annotation, cellular component: membrane. The record is from RefSeq and is a predicted model, not a curated record. Gene Ontology annotation, molecular function: electron transfer activity; oxidoreductase activity, acting on the CH-CH group of donors. The transcript has 5 exons. The coding region runs from base 105 to 620 and encodes 171 amino acids.